Messenger RNA from Suillus paluster, 414 nucleotides. RefSeq lists its product as uncharacterized. The transcript is spliced from 2 exons. Lineage: Eukaryota; Fungi; Basidiomycota; Agaricomycetes; Boletales; Suillaceae. The record is from RefSeq and is a predicted model, not a curated record. The annotation marks the transcript as partial.
GAGUUACUGGUUCAUCUCCAGUUGCUGGGAAAAUAUAUUUCUGCAACAGCAGUCAUUGAUUAUCUUGCACAGCCAGAUGUACAGCAAUGUUUAAAGCUCACCAAAACCAUUUCAUUGGCAACUGCACAGCACUGGAUGGAAAAUUGUGGAUUUCGAUGGACCACAGCACAAAACAGGCAAUAUGUCAAUGACCACAAACAAGAGGACAUAGUUCGCUAUCAGCAAAAUCAAUUCCUGCCAGCAUGGUAUGAAUAUGAGGAAGGGCAGGAGAUUGGGCAAUGGACUGUUGUGUGGUUCCAUGACGAGUCUACCUUCUAUGCCAAUGAUUGGUGCAAAAAAUGUUGGGUUCACACAGAGGAAAAGGCAACCCCACAACCAAAGGGCAAGGGAUCUUCUCUUAUGGUUGCAGAUUUU